This is a messenger RNA of Nothobranchius furzeri (turquoise killifish), 2908 nucleotides long. RefSeq names its product collapsin response mediator protein 1 (gene crmp1). Gene Ontology annotation, cellular component: cytoplasm. Gene Ontology annotation, molecular function: hydrolase activity, acting on carbon-nitrogen (but not peptide) bonds. NCBI's taxonomy places the organism in Eukaryota, Metazoa, Chordata, Actinopteri, Cyprinodontiformes, Nothobranchiidae. The record is from RefSeq and is a predicted model, not a curated record.
CCCGAACAGAACCGCCCCCAUCUCUCCAGACAGGAGGGAAGCCACCAAAAUGUCUGACUGCAGGAGGCAGUGGAACCGGGAGGAUGAGCUCCCGGUUUAUCUGGCGGGGCCGAUCAGCAGCGGGCCGAACCAGCGCAAAAGCUACGGCAUGUUCAGCUCCGUGGAGGGUGCGUUCGACAGCAAGACCAUAGACUUCGAUAGCUACGCGGUGGGGAGGAAAGGGAGCCGCACCCCGAGAAGCAGGAGUCGGGAGAGGAUCCUGGACUCCGGCGACCCUGUAGAGAAGACGCCCGGUGAUGCCCGGGAGGGGUCACAGACCAACUCCACCGGAGAGAUUGACGGUACUGGAACCGGUGCUGAGGUCCAAUUUGCAGAAGAGGAAAAUCUACCUGGAAAGGAUGGAAGGUUGCUGAUCAAAGGAGGCAGAGUCGUCAAUGAUGAUCAGUCAUUCUAUGCAGAUGUCUUCAUCGAGGACGGCCUCAUCAUGCAGGUGGGGGAGAACCUGGUUGCUCCAGCUGGUGUCAAGGUGAUCGAGGCCAACGGCCGCAUGAUAAUUCCCGGGGGGAUCGACGUUAACACAUGCCUGAUGAAGCCGUAUCUCGACACGCAGCCUGUUGACGACUUCCUGCAGGGCACCAAGGCAGCUCUUGCUGGAGGCACCACCAUGAUCAUUGAUCAUGUGACCCCUCAGCCAGAGGGCAGCCUGCUGGAGGCGUUUGAGCGCUGGCAGGAGGCUGCAGAUAAAAAGGCUUGCUGUGACUACUCUCUUCAUGUAGACAUCCCCAAGUGGAAUGAAACCGUUAAAGAUGAGCUGGAAAUGCUGGUGCAGGAUAAAGGUGUCAACUCCUUCCAAGUGUUCAUGGCCUACAAUGACCUUUAUCAGAUGACAGACUCUGAGCUGUACGCAGCUCUCUCUUUCCUGAAGGAGCUGGGUGCCGUGGUGUUGGUUCACGCUGAAAACGGAGACCUGGUAGCAAAGGAGCAGAGAAAAAUCCUCGGAAUGGGAAUCACAGGCCCUGAAGGGCACCCUCUGAGUCACCCUGAAGAGCUGGAGGCUGAAGCGGUUUUCCGUGCCAUCACUCUCGGAAACCGUGUCAACUGUCCUGUCUACAUCACGAAGGUGAUGAGCAAGAGUGCAGCCGACACCAUCGCUCAGGCCCGGAGGAAAGGCUCUGUGGUUUUUGGGGAGCCAAUCACAGCUAGCCUGGCCACGGACGGCUCUCACUAUUGGAGCAAAAACUGGGCCAAGGCAGCAGCUUAUGUGACCUCUCCACCUCUGAGUCCUGAUCCCACAACCCUGGAUCACCUUCACACGCUGCUGGCCUGCGGGGACCUCCAGGUGGUGGGCAGCUCUCACUGUGCGUACAGCACCUCCCAGAAGGCGAUCGGUAGAGAUGACUUCACACUGAUCCCAGAAGGAGUCAACGGAGUGGAGGAGAGGAUGGGUUUUGUGUGGGACAAGGCUGUGGCCAUGGGGAAGAUGGAUGAGAACCAGUUUGUUGCAGUCACAUCAACCAAUGCUGCGAAGAUCUUUAACCUGUACCCACGUAAGGGACGCAUUGCUGCAGGCUCCGACGCUGACAUCGUCAUCUGGGACCCUGACAGUGUCAAAACCAUCACAGCGAAACUCCAGCAGUCGGCUGCAGAAUACAACAUCUUUGAAGGUCUGGAAUGCCGUGGUGGCCCAGCGCUUGUGUUGAGCCAAGGUCAGAUAGUUUACGAAGGAGGCAAGCUGCAAGUCCAGCAGGGAACCGGUCGGUUUAUUCCACGCAAACCCUUCCCAGACUUUGCUUACCAACGCGUCAAAUUCAGAAAUCAGGUGAAGAAUAAUCAGGGUGUCACUCGUGGGAUGUAUGACGGCCCUGUGUAUGAAGUCCCCUCUAUACCCAAGUACAUCACUCCUUCUCCGUCUGCCAAAACCUCGCCCACCUCUCACCAGCCGCCACCGAUUCGCAACCUGCACCAGUCCAACUUCAGCCUUUCAGGUGCUCAGAUUGACGACAACGUCCCUCGCAGGUCUGGCCACCGCAUCGUAGCGCCCCCUGGUGGCCGCUCCAACAUCACCAGCCUUGGUUAAACAGCGCACAUCUGGCCGCGGUGUAGUUUUACCGUUUUGAGUGUGCUGGACUGUACGAGAGGCAUAAAUGAAGACCUUUGUAUGUUUUGGUAGUUAUGCACUCUUUGAUGAUCAGAUUAGGCACAUUCAUGCUUUUAGAAGAAAAAUGUGAUUAACAAUCAACAAACUGAUUCAAAACAAACUCCUCUCAUCCAAAGUGUUUCAUCAGAUUGUUUUGUUCUUCCUCUUAAGCGUGACCUUCUUCUUCCUCACCUCCCACUGCUGAGUCUGCUCAGACACGGUGCUACUUUUCUGCCACCUGGUGGACAGCUGAAGGAAGAACACCUCAGCUGACUAAUAGAGCAGUGACAUUUAUUGCAUGGAAAAGUUUUAAACAUUUGCACUAUUUGUGGAGAGCAUCUAAAUCUGCACUUUGAACCACGUCUGUAUUCAACAGCACAAAAAUAUGUGUACGCUUUUAGUGAUAACGACAUUCCCUGUGCACCACCUGCUCUAAAACACAUAAAUCCAUAUAGAUAUUUCUGUAUAUGCAAUAAAAAUAGUUGGAUUUCUUCCACCUGAUGUAUGCACAUGUGUCUCCUUUAAAAUGUGACAGCAGGUCAGCAGAUGGAUAAACUGAUGCAACAGGCUUUCACAGACUGCAGUGUUGUAUAUUUGUGUUGCCAGAAAUGCAUCUGGCAUCCCCCUCCCAACUUUAGGUUUAUCUUUUAAUGAUCUUUUGUUUUUUUUACCAUUAUUUUGUUACCUUUAGUGUUGCUGGUGUGCUUUUAUUCUGGUGUCUCCGGUGAAAUUGUCAAUAAAGACUUGACUGUUGUCAGACAACACAGAAAA